This is a messenger RNA of Spathaspora passalidarum NRRL Y-27907, 1266 nucleotides long. RefSeq names its product proteasome regulatory particle lid subunit (gene RPN6). Gene Ontology annotation, cellular component: proteasome regulatory particle, lid subcomplex. Gene Ontology annotation, biological process: ubiquitin-dependent protein catabolic process. The coding region runs from base 1 to 1266 and encodes 421 amino acids. Gene Ontology annotation, molecular function: structural molecule activity. The record is from RefSeq and is a predicted model, not a curated record. The transcript has a single exon. NCBI's taxonomy places the organism in Eukaryota, Fungi, Ascomycota, Pichiomycetes, Serinales, Debaryomycetaceae.
AUGUCGGAGCAAUUGUUGAAAGAAGCCAAGGAGGCAACUACAGCCAAGCAAUAUGAUGUUGCUGAAGCAAAAUACACUCAACUUAUCCAAGAUACAACCACAACAACCAACCCACCAGCUAAAGUAUUACAACAACAAGAAACAGCCAUAUUGGAAUUAGGUAAGAUUUAUGAAGCACAGCAAGAUGCCAACAAGCUCGCUGACUUGAUCACUCAUUCGCGACAAGUCCUUGGUAAUUUCGCCAAAUCAAAGACGGCCAAGAUUGUCAAAACCUUGAUUGAAAACUUUGAUAAGAUUGAAGAUUCAUUAGAUUUACAAAUUAAAGCUACCAGAGAAAGCAUUGAAUGGGCCGUCACCAGUAAAUUGUCAUUCUUGAGACAGUCGUUACAAUUGAAAUUGUCCGACUUGUUAUACCAAAAACACAACUAUCAAGAAGCGUUGAAGAACAUUACUGACUUGUUAAGAGAAUAUAAGAAAUUGGAUGACAAAUCGUCCUUGGUUGAGGUUCAAUUGUUGGAGUCAAAGAUCUAUCAUGCCUUGAGAAACAUUCCUAAGUCAAGAGCAGCCUUGACCAGUGCCAGAACUUCAGCCAAUUCCAUCUAUUGCCCUACUAUUUUACAAGCUGAAUUAGAUUGCCAAAGUGGUAUUUUGAAUGCUGAAGAUAAGGACUACAAAACUGCAUUUUCAUACUUUUAUGAAAGUUUCGAAGGAUUCAAUUCUCAAGAAGACCCAAGAUCAAUUGUGGUGUUGAAAUACAUGUUGUUGACCAAGAUUAUGUUGAAUUUGGUUGAUGAUGUUAACAAUAUCUUGAACAACAAGAACGUGAUCAAAUACAAAUCCCGUGAUAUUGAUGCCAUGAAGGCAAUUGCACUUGCUUAUUCCAACAGAUCUUUGAAAGAGUUUGAAACUUCAUUAUUGACCUAUACAGACGAAUUGAAACUGGACCCAAUUAUUAAAAACCAUUUCAAUGCAUUGUAUGACAACUUGUUGGAACAAAACUUGUUGAAGAUUAUUGAAUCAUACAGUUGUGUUGAAUUAUCACAUAUCUCCAAGACCAUUGGCUUGAACUUGCAACAAGUUGAAGGAAAGUUAUCUCAAAUGAUUUUGGAUAAGGUUUUCUAUGGGGUAUUGGAUCAAGGAAAUGGAUGGUUGAUUGUGUAUGAUGAACCUAGAAAAGAUGCCAGUUAUGAAGCAUCCUUGGAUUUGAUUAAGAACUUAUCCAGCGUAGUUGAUUUAUUAUACGAAAAGGCAUCGUCAUUAAACUAG